UAGUAGAGAAACAAAAAGAUUUCAUUAGUGAAGAUAAAAUAAGAUCAAACAGCUCACUGCUGUAGAUUAAUAAUAAAAAGUAAGAAAAUCCUGAUCAACAGAACCUUUCAGGUCCAGACUCUAGUUCUCAGCUGGAUGGAGGUCUGGACUUUGACUCCUCCAGAACUUCCACCUUGUUGUCUUCAAACCAUCUCUGAGGAUCUUUGUUUGCUUCGACUCAUCGUCUGGAUGGAAACCUGAUCUUCUCCACGUCUCAGUUCUCUUCAGACUGCAUCAGGUUGUCCUCCAGGAUUUCAUUUACCCUUUACCUUUACCAGCCUUCCAGGUCCUGCUGCUGAGGAACACCAUGAUGCUGCCACCACCGUGCUUCACAUCAUGAUGCUGCCACUACAGUGCGUCACCGUGGGGAUGGUGUGUUUGUGAUGAUGUCAAAUAUAUCAUGUAGUCUGAUGGUCACAAAGCUCCAUCCUGGUCUCCUCAGACCAAAGACUCUUCUUCCAGGUGUCUUCAGAGUCUCCACAUGUCUUCUGGUGAACUUUAGUCCAGAUUUAAUUGGAGCUUUUUCCAUCAGAGUCUUUCUCUUUGUCUCCAUAAAGCUUUGACUGGUGAAGAACAGACAACAGUUGUUGGAUGAACAGUCUGAAGUUGGAACUCCUUCAGAGGAGUCAUAGGAGUCUUGGUGGCCUCCCUCUCUAGUCUCUUUCUCCUUCAGAGGAGUCAUAAGAGUCUUGGUGGCCUCCCUCUCUAGUCUCUUUCUCCUUCAGAGGAGUCAUAGGAGUCUUGGUGGCCUCCCUCUCUAGUCUCUUUCUCCUUCAGAGGAGUCAUAGGAGUCUUGGUGGCCUCCCUCUCUAGUCUCUCAGGUCUUGAGGACGUCCUGCUCUAGUCAGAUUUAUUCAUGUUCCAUCUUCCUUUCAUUUCUUAAUGAUGGAUUUAACUGGACUCCAGGAGAUCUUCAGGAACUUUAAAUGUUCUUGUAUUGUCCUGACUGAUGCUUUUCAACAACCUUUUCUCAGAGUUUCUUGGUUCUUCAAUGUUCAUGGUGUAGCUCUAUCCAGGAGUUCUGAUCCACCAGAGACGUACUCCGUGAAAACAAACAUCUGUACGAUCAGAGUGAAGUCAGAUGUGGAAUUUUAAUAAAAUACAAAUGAAUAAUUUGAUGGUGUGGAGAUAAAAAGGAGGCAGAGAUGGAGAUAAAGACAGGUGAAGGUUUCUCCAGGUGUGAGUGAUGUCAUGAGAGCAAGAUCGUAACUAUAUGAACACACAUUAAAUAACACACACACAUUAAAUAACACACACAUAGCUAUACAUUCUCAUACACACACGUCUUUACAGAGAUAAUUCCAUGUAAACAUACCUGUGCACGCACACACACUCAGGUGAAGCUGUGGGAAAGGAGGUAAUUGUUGUUGUGCCAACAGGAUAAUUAUUCUCUCUCUCUCACACACACACACACACACACACACACACACACACACACACACACACACACACACACACACACACACACACACACACACACACACACACACACACAGAGCUGUGGGGUAUAAAAGCAGCUGCAGAUGGUGUGUUUCUGGUUCUGCUGGACGACGACUCACCACAGUGACCAGGUAUGAACACACCUCAGCUCAUCAUUAACUGCUAUUUACCAGGAAGUUUGGUUUCUGUCGGCUUGGAUCAGUGAGUCAGAGCGGCAGGUUCUAGUCCUUUCACAGAACCAUCACAGUCUGGAGCGCAGAACGUUCUGCUGCUCAGAGAACCUCAUAGUUGUGUCUUUGCUGAAGUUGUUCAAUUCAGUUUUAUUUAUAUAGCACCAAUUACAGGUCAGAUUGUCUCAAGACACUUUCCGGAACCCAUAUGAACCCCCAGAGCAGCCCUAAGGAGACAGUGGCAGAAAAACACAUUUAACAGGAAGAAGCCUGGAGCAGAACCCAGAUCUUUAUGUGGGGGAACCCAUCUGCUGGUGGAAGGAGGGUAGAGAGGCACAGAAGAGGUAGAGAUAGAGAGGUAGAGAGGGGGAGUGAUCGGAGAAGAUGAGGGUGGGGAACAAGGAACAUAAAGGGACACUCGGAGAAAGAUUUCACAGGAAGCCAAUGAAGAGAAACCAAUAUAGGAGAAAUAUGAUCUCUCUUGCUAACUCCCGUCAGUACUCUGGCUGCAGCAUUUUGGAUCAGCUGUAGAUGUUUCAGAGAGCUAUUGGGACAACCUGAUAAUAAGGAAUUACAGUAGUCAAGCCUAGAAGUAACAAAUGCAUGGACUAGUUUUUCUGCAUCACUCUGAGACAGGAUGUUCCUGAUUUUUACAAUAUUUCUCAGGUGGAAAAAGGAAGUCCUACAGAUUUGUUUUAUGUGUGAGUUAAAGGACAUGUCCUGGUCAAAGAUAACACCAAGGUUCCUCACAGUAGUACUGGAGGCCAAUGUAAUGCCAUCCAGAGUAACUAUAUGCUUUGAAAGCAAUUCUCUAAGAUGUUUGGGGCCAAAUACAAUGACUUCAGUCUGGUCUGAAUUUAGUAGUAAGAAAUUAUAGGUCAUCCAGGUCUUUAUGUCCUUAAGACAACCUUGCAGUCUAGCUAGCUGAUUAGUUGCAUCUGGCUUCAUAGAUAAAUACAACUGUCGUAAGCGUAACAAUGGAAAUUAGUACAGCGCUUCCUUCGUGCUUCCGGUGGAGAUCAUUUUCUGAGGAGCAGAUCUGAGGUACCUUUAGUCAUGAAUGAGCAUCCACUGAGAGCAAAAAUGCUGCCACCAUCAGACCAGACUGUGAAUUACAGCGCUACUCUGUAACUAGCAGCUGUUUCAGGUUCUCACUGGGUUUCCUUUUAACUUCAAGCAUAUUUGAAGCAAACUUUUUAAAAUAGCAAAAACCCAUAGUGAACUUGUCUUCUUUCCAUGAACUGGUAUGGACAGAAUGAAUUGUUCUGCAUAGAUUUGUCUGAAGGUGGCACUGUAGGCUCCAUGAGCUGUAAUAAAAAGAGUAAAAGCUCCACAUCCAGCCAUUUAUUUUAGUUUAGUUUAUUAAUCAGGAAACGUUUCAGUCCGUCCAGCUGUAGUUUCCACUUUUAACUGCAGUUUUAUCCUUUAAUCUGUGAACUUCUGUUCUCACCUCACUGCUGCUUCAUAAAACAAGAGUUUAUCAGAACAAAACUAAAACCAAACAGUCAUUUCCCUUUUUUUUUUUUAGAGGAACAGCUUCAACUAAUCAGUAAAACAGUUCAUAGAUGAACUGACUGAAAACUCUGUAAGCGGAGUGAUAAAAAUAAAGAGUAGUGAGUUUAACAGCUGUGGAGUGUGUCAGGAGGGGGCGCUACAGGCUGCAAUAGGUGCAGUAAACUAAGCAGAAAAAGACGGAAACAAAAGCUGUUUAUGUUCAGAUGGUUUCUGCUAAAGGUUCUCCUGAGGAUCAUCAACGCUGCUCAGAAAAAGACAAAAAGCGUCUCAACGGAGCAGAACAACUUGAUUUUUUGUGACAUUUUGUAGUUUUUGUUCGUUUGCUGAGAUGAUUCUUUAAAGAGAAAAAGACGGAGCUAGAGAGAGACAACCUGAUCCUGAUGGACGUCCUCCAUCCACCCUGAGCUCCUCCUGAUGGACGUCCUCCAUCCACCCUGAUCUCCUCCUGAUGGACGUCCUCCACCCUGAUCUCCUCCUGAUGGACGUCCUCCAUCCACUCUGAGCUCCUCCUGAUGGACGUCCUCCAUCCACUCUGAUCUCCUCCUGAUGAACAUCCUCCAUCCAUCUUGAUGGACGUCCUCCAUCCACUCUGAGCUCCUCCUGAUGGACGUCCUCCACCCUGAUCUCCUCCUGAUGGACGUCCUCCACCUUGAUCUCCUCCUAAUGGACGUCUUCCACCCUGAUCUCCUCCUGAUGGACAUCCUCCAUCCACUCUUAGCUCCUCCUGAUGGAUGUCCUCCACCCUGAUCUCCUCCUGAUGGACGUCCUCCACCCUGAGCUCCUCCUGAUGGACGUCCUCCACCCUGAUCUCCUCCUGAUGGACGUCCUCCACCCUGAUCUCCUCCUAAUGGACGUCUUCCACCCUGAUCUCCUCCUGAUGGACAUCCUCCAUCCACUUUUAGCUCCUUCUGAUGGAUGUCCUCCACCCUGAUCUCCUCCUGAUGGACAUCCUCCAUCCACUCUUUGCUCCUCCUGAUGGACGUCCUCCUCUGAGCUCCUCCUGAUGGACGUCCUCCAUCCACUCUGAGCUCCUCCUGAUGGACGUCCUCCAUCCACUCUGAGCUCCUCCUGAUGGACGUCCUCCAUCCACUCUGAUCUCUUCCUAAUGGACAUCCUCCAUCCACCCUGAGCUCCUCCUGAUGGACGUCCUCCACUCUGAUCUCCUCCUGAUGGACGUCCUCCAUCCACUCUGAUCUCCUCCUGAUGGACGUCCUCCAUCCACUCUGAGCUCCUCCUGAGUUCUUCUAACUCCUGAACUUUAUUUUUCCAUAACUAUGUCCUGAAGUGAUUCUUUAAAUGCAGCGACCUGCUGAGGUUCACUGACCAAUAAAAACUCUUCAUCCAUGAUGUCAGAAUGCUGUGUGACAUCAUCAUGACAUCACAGAGCUGGCAGUGUGUCUGCAGCCGAGUGCAGCCAGGAGGCGCGGCUAACAUUGACUGACAGCGUGGUUUCCGUGGCGACCUUCAGUUGGACUUUCUGCUCUCCUCCUUUCAUCCCUCCUGCCUGCCCCUCUGUUGUCUGCUGCUGCUUCGGUCUUUGCAUUAUAAUUUCUCUCUUUCAGAGCUGCGAGGACGCCGAGGUUCUGCUGCCUGAACUCCUGCUGAACAUCAGACCUCAUGAGCCUCCACCAGAACUCGGCUCCUUGCUGCCUCAGUGAUGAAGAAGACGAAGAUCUCAACAAAGCGUUUGAUGUUCCAGGUUUCCAGCAGAUCCUUUAUCCUGCAGCUCGCAGCCCUCCGGAGAAACAUCGGGUUCUGGAUGAGCAGGACAUCGAAGAGCACCGUCACUCCUCCCUCCACGUCCAUCAUCCUCUUUCCAAGCCGCUUUCCGACAGCAGGAGGAAAAGAACCAAUGAGGGGAGGAGGGAGGACAGGCGAGGCUCCGCCCCCAACGCCACAGCCACCAUAGAAGAAGACGAGGAGGAGGCGUUCGCUGACGGAGAGGAGGGCUGGACCUCCAGUGACACGCCCACCUUCUCAUCCAGUCACGUCGGCCUCUCACCUGGUCACACCGUGACGACAACCGUUCCCCCUGACGACGCCGACGAGGAUGAGACUCUGGCGUCAGUCGACCUGGAUGGCAUCAAGAGUCACAGAUUGGAUGAUGUUCCUGCGGUUCGACGUCACCUGGUGAGGCGGAGCUCCAGAGGCCCGACUGUUCAUGUCAGCAAAGAUCAGCUGAGCAGUUGGACGAACCAACACCUGCAGCCGGACCGAACACCUCACGAGGUGUUCGUGGAGCUGAACGAGCUGGUGAUCGACCGGAACCAGGAGCUGCAGUGGAGGGAGACGGCCCGCUGGAUCAAAUUUGAGGAGGAGGUGGACGAGGAGACGGAGCGCUGGGGACGGCCUCACAUCGCAUCGCUGUCCUUCCGCUCACUGCUGGAGCUCCGCAAAACCAUCUCCCACGGUGCCGUGCUGCUGGACCUGAAGCAGACGACUCUGCCGGGCAUCGCUCAGCAGGUGGUGGAGCAGAUGGUGAUCUCCGACCAGAUCAGAGCUGCAGACCGAGCCAACGUGCUGAGAGCGCUGCUGCUGCGACACAGCCACCCCAGCGAUGAGAAGGACCACAGUUCCUUCAGCAGGAACAUCUCUGCUGCCAACAUGGCUGCCCUGAUGGACAGACACAAUGGCCAAUCAGAGCCCUGCAGCUACUCAGCCAAUGACAGAGAGGCUGACGGAGACAGCGGCAAGAAAGAUCCUCCACCAUUCUGCCACUCCAGAUCCAAACAUGAAGUGAAGCUGAUGGAGAAGAUUCCAGAGAGAGCCGAGGCCACCGUUGUUCUCGUAGGCAGCGUGGACUUCCUGGACCAGCCCUCCAUGGCGUUCGUUCGGCUGCAGGAGGCGGUUCUGCUGGAGUCCGUGUUGGAGGUUCCCAUCCCUGUGAGGUUCCUGUUCCUCCUGUUGGGUCCGCCCACCGCCAACAUGGACUACCACCAGAUCGGACGCUCCAUCUCCACGCUCAUGUCAGACAAGCUCUUCCAUGAGGCGGCCUACGAAGCCGACGGCCGCCACGACCUGCUCGCUGCCAUCAACCGCUUCCUGGACUGCAGCGUGGUGCUGCCGCCGUCAGAGGUGGGCGGAGACCAGCUACUGCACUCGGUGGCUCAGUUCCAGAGAGAAAUCCUGAGGAAGAGGGAGGAGGAGCAGAGCGGCAAGCUGCAGGAGAAGAAGAGCAGCACUCAGCAGGAUCCAGAUCCUCUCGUUCCUUCCAAACCGGCUGACGAGCCUCUGAGGCGUUCAGGUCGUCUGUUCGGAGGUCUGAUCAGGGACGUGAUGCGGCGCUACCCUCAGUACCUCAGCGACAUCCGGGACGCCCUCAACCCUCAGUGCAUGGCUGCCAUCAUCUUCAUCUACUUCGCUGCGCUGUCGCCUGCCAUCACCUUCGGAGGACUGCUGGGUGAGAAGACGGAGGGUCUGAUUGGUGUGUCGGAGCUGAUUGUUGCCACGGCGAUGCAGGGCAUCGUGUUCAGUGUGUUGGGAGCUCAGCCUCUGCUGGUGAUCGGCUUCUCAGGACCACUGCUGGUGUUUGAAGAGGCCUUCUACACCUUCUGUAAAGACAACGGCAUCGAGUAUCUGACGGGUCGGGUUUGGAUCGGCUUCUGGCUGCUGCUCAUCGUUGUCCUGACCGUCGCCUUUGAGGGAAGCAUCCUGGUUCGCUUUGUUUCCCGCUUCACCCAGGAGAUCUUCUCCUUCCUCAUCUCCCUCAUCUUCAUAUAUGAGACCUUUGCCAAGCUGGUCAAGAUCUUUCAGGAGCAUCCUCUCCAAAACUGCUACCAUGGAAACAACACCACAUCUCCGUCUCUGUGCAACUUCACCUCUAUGGCCGCCGGGAAUCCUGGGAAGGUGGUUGGAGAGCCGAACACGGCGCUGCUGUCGCUAGUCCUCAUGGCGGGAACAUAUUUCAUCGCUUUCUACCUGCGCAAGUUCAAGAACAGCUCCUUCUUCCCUGGAAAGCUCCGGAGGACCAUUGGAGACUUCGGCGUCCCCAUUGCGAUCCUCAUCAUGGUGCUGGUGGACUACAGUGUGGAGGACACCUACACUCAGAAACUGAGCGUGCCCAGUGGAUUCUCUGUGUCCAGUCCGGAGAAGCGUGGUUGGCUGAUCUCUCCUCUGGGCUCAGACGGCCAGUUUCCAGUUUGGAUGAUGGGCGCCAGCAUCCUGCCGGCCAUCCUGGUCUUCAUCCUGAUCUUCAUGGAGUCCCAGAUCACAGCGCUGAUCGUCAGUAAGAAGGAGAGGAUGCUGGUGAAGGGAACUGGUUUCCACGUGGACCUGUUAAUCAUCGUGGUGGUGGGCGGAGUCUCGGCGCUGUUCGGGUUGCCAUGGUUAUCAGCCGCCACGGUUCGGUCGGUCACCCACACCAAUGCCCUGACCGUCAUGAGCAAAGCUGUCGCCCCUGGAGACAAACCUCGCAUCCAGGAAGUCAAGGAGCAGCGGGUGACAGGUUUCCUGGUGGCAGUUCUAGUGGGUCUGUCCAUCGUGAUUGGGGACGUCCUGCGUCAGAUCCCCCUGGCGGUGCUGUUUGGGAUCUUCCUCUACAUGGGGGUCAUGUCCCUGAACGGGAUCCAGCUCACCGAACGCCUCAUCCUGCUGCUGAUGCCCCCGAAGUACCAUCCCGACCACAGCUACGUCCGCAAGGUGCGAACGCUGAGGAUGCACCUCUUCACUGUUGUCCAGCUCACCUGUCUGUCUCUGCUGUGGGUUGUCAUGGCGACAGCGGCAGCACUAGCGUUCCCCUUCAUGCUGCUGCUGACCAUUCCGGUGAGGAUGCUGCUGCUGCCCCGCCUCUUCAGCGACCGCGAGCUGCAGAGCCUGGACGCUGAUGAUGCGGAGCCUCACCUGGAGGAGAGGGAGGGGCAGGACGAGUACUCUCAGCUGCAGAUGCCCGUGUGACCCAGCAGCUGCCAGCUGAUUGGUGGAGCUCGUUUUCAAACUGUUCCACUCGCUGAAAACGUUCUAUCAGUAAAAGCAGCUCUUAUCCUGAAA
Amphiprion ocellaris (clown anemonefish) is the source of this 8150-nucleotide messenger RNA. Its product is annotated as anion exchange protein 2-like. Gene Ontology annotation, molecular function: solute:inorganic anion antiporter activity; monoatomic anion transmembrane transporter activity. The record is from RefSeq and is a predicted model, not a curated record. Bases 4782 to 8057 code for a protein of 1091 amino acids. Gene Ontology annotation, biological process: regulation of intracellular pH; transmembrane transport; monoatomic anion transport. Gene Ontology annotation, cellular component: basolateral plasma membrane; apical plasma membrane; plasma membrane. NCBI's taxonomy places the organism in Eukaryota, Metazoa, Chordata, Actinopteri, Pomacentridae. The transcript is spliced from 22 exons.